Portunus trituberculatus (swimming crab) is the source of this 1320-nucleotide messenger RNA. Its product is annotated as putative nuclease HARBI1. Lineage: Eukaryota; Metazoa; Arthropoda; Malacostraca; Decapoda; Portunidae. The record is from RefSeq and is a predicted model, not a curated record. The transcript is spliced from 2 exons. Bases 119 to 1276 code for a protein of 385 amino acids.
GGACCGAUCUCCCUUUCAAACGCUCUCAAACGCUGGGCUGUGGGACCGGUCGCCUAAACAGCUGGAGUUUGUAAACAAACCUCAGCUGUGACUUAAGUGACUUCACAACUGCAACAGAAUGGCUCAUCAAGGAGUGUUUUAUGAUGAUUAUUAUGCCGGAUUAGCUUUUCUAGAGGACGAGGCAAACGGUGGAGAUGCUGCACUGGAUGCUGCAGCUAUAUUACUCGCCAGAAGAGGUGUACUGGUGCGUGAUUUGAUAGAGAGGGAACAACACGAUCGUCACCCAACCAGAGUCGAAGCUUACGUGGAAGAAAUCGUGCCCAUGUACAACGAUAAUGAAUUCAAAUCCCAUUUCAGGAUGAAAAGGGAAACUUUUGAGAGACUUCAGGAGCUGCUGGCACCACAUUUACCAUCAAGACAGGUGACUCCGGAGAAGAAAUUGCUGGCAAGUCUGUGGCUUCUUGGGAAUAAAGAGUCCUUCCGAGGAGUUGCUGACCGAUUUAACUUCAAUAAAGGAUUUCUUCACGGAAUAUUUUUUGAAGUUUGCAGUGCCCUGGAAGCAGUACAGGUACAGUUUUUAUCAUGGCCCACUAGACCAGAACAAAAUGAUAUUGCAGAAAGAUUCCUGCAAAAAACAGGAUUCCCAGGAAUUGUCGGAUGCAUAGAUGGGUCACACAUACCAAUUCCUGGACCAUCACACAAUAGAGCUGGCUAUAUCAACCGCAAAGGGUUCCCUAGUAUACAACUGCAGGCUGUGUGUGAUGAUAAUCUUUUAUUCCUUGACAUCAUCACAGGAUGGCCUGGAUCAGUUAACGAUGCCAGAGUUUUUAGAAAUAGCCCUUUGUAUGAUAUAUUGGAGAGGGGUAGUAUUGAUGAGAAUCAUCAUUUAUUGGGGGAUUCAGCAUAUGGUCUUGCCAUGUACAUGAUGGUUCCUUUCAGGCAUUAUGGUCACCUAAGUGCUGAACAAACCAACUACAAUGUUCGCCAUUCAUCUGCCAGGGUAGCAAUAGAGAGGGCAUUUGGUCUUCUGAAAUCCAAAUUUAGAAGAUUACAAUAUUUGGAAAUGAGAUUGAUUGAGAAAAUUCCAUCAGUAAUUUUGUCUGCAUGUAUUUUGCAUAAUUUCAUUUUAAAGACAGAAAAAAUAGAUAUUAAUGAGGUUUUAGAGGACGUGGCCAACUUGCAUGAAGGGAAUGUACAUGAAUAUGAUGGUGACCUACAUCAGGAUAACAGACUGGCCAUAAAUAAAAGAAACGAACUGGCAAAUCUUCUUGUCUGAUGAAGGGUAUCACAACACUGCUUUCCCUAUCACUAUGCUUGUUU